GGAGUGGGGGUUAGGGGAUCAGGGCAGAUUCCAGGGGGCUGGGGGGGAAUGAAGGCAUGUGGGGUCAUGUGAUUGUGGGGUCAUGUGACACGAGCCACGAGAAAGGACAAGAAGCUGAGGAGGGAGUAGAACUGCAGGAAGGGGACGGUAGCACCGCGGACGAGCAGACUGCCGUGGCUAUCGCCAGUGUCCAGCAAGCGGCGUUCGCCGACCAUAACAUCCAGUACCAGUUUCGCACAGAGAACAAGGGAGGACAGGUGACGUAUCGCGUGGUCCAGGUGACGGACAGUCAGCUGGAUGGACAGACCGAUGCUGCUGGGGCCGUCAGCGUUGUCUCGACUGCCGCCUUCACUGGAGGGCAGCAGGCCGUGGCCCAGGCCGUGAUCCAGAACCCGUUCAGCAAUGGCGGGAGCCCAGCGGGUGACGGGGUCAGUGGGGAGGCUCGCUUCGCCUACUUCCCCGCCUCCUCCGUGGGCGACACCACCGCUGUGUCCGUUCAGACCACCGACCAAUCCCUGGCACAGGCUGGAGGGCAGUUCUACGUGAUGAUGACGCCCCAGGACGUGCUGCAGACGGGGACGCAGCGAACCAUCGCCCCCCGCACCCACCCCUACUCCCCGAAGAUGGACGGGACACGGACGCCUCGUGACGAGAGGCGACGAGCGCAGCACAACGAAGUGGAGCGGCGGCGGCGGGACAAGAUCAACAACUGGAUUGUGCAGCUAUCCAAGAUCAUCCCUGAUUGCAAUGCCGACAACAGCAAGACAGGCGCGAGCAAGGGUGGGAUCCUGUCCAAGGCUUGCGACUACAUCCGGGAGCUGCGACAGACGAACCAGCGCAUGCAGGAGACCUUCAAGGAGGCCGAGCGGCUGCAGAUGGACAACGACCUCCUCCGGCAACAGAUCGAAGAGCUGAAGAACGAGAACUCACUGCUGCGGGCUCAGCUCCAACAGCAUGGCAUCGAGGUCGUGGGCGACACCCCGGGGCAGUAACCCUUUCCUCCCCUCCCCACCCUUGCAGGGGGGGGGGACAUAUCCUGCCCCCACCCCUUCCCCACCUGGGCCGACACCCCCCUCCCUGUAUUUUUUUUUUCUUUUAUAUGUAUAAAUAUAUAUAUAGUAGAUUUUUAACUCAGCCCCCACCUCUGUGUGUGUCCCCUGCCCCCACUGUGACUUCGAAAAUUGCCCCCUAGAGGGGAAAAUCAUUGCCCCACCCCCAUUAAAAAUGCCCCUCCCUCUUACCCCGUUCAGGAUCCUCAAGGCGGGGCCCUGGGCCUCUGUUUCCUCUGGGGCAAACAGGGAUGCAUCUGGCUUUGGGGUGGAACAAGUAGGGGAAAGCCACACAGGAUGCUGCAGGGAGACAGCAGAGAUGCAGCUGGCUCUAGGGUGGACCAGGUAGGGAACAGCCACAUAGAACAGUGCGUGGAGAAAGCAGAGAUACAGCUGGCUCUGGGGUGGACCAGGGAACAGCCACAUAUAACAGUGCACAGAGACAGCAGAGAUGUGGCUGUCUCUGGGGUGGGCCAGGUAGGAAACGGCCACACACACCGGCGUGCACACACAUAUUUUGAUUAUCCAAUACGUACAGCACAAUAUGUAAUAUUUUUAAGCUUGUUAGUGACCAGGAUUGAGCUGAAAAUCAACCAAUCAUCCCUUUCUCCCCCCAAAAUGGCUAGCUACUUUUUUUCCUCUAGUAGCCCAUCCCAGUGGGCUCCUUGUUAUUUCUCUGGAACUAAUUAUUUUCUUGGACUUCUAACAAUUUGCUUCUGCCUAUUAACCAGUUCCUCUGAGCUGCUAAUUUUUUUACAAAUGAUUUGCUUUUGGCUACUCAUUUCCCUGUGGCUACUAACAAAUCCCCUGGGCUACCAAAUCAUGUCUCCUGGGCUAAUGAUUUGCUUUUGGCUGUUCGUUAUCUGCUUUUCGACACUAUUUAUUUUAUGCUGGCUGCUCCUUUUUUUGCCCUUGCCUAGUACAGAUUUGUUGACUCAGUUUCCCUGGGACUGCUCAUGGUUGCCUGUGGGUUACUAAUUAUCUUUUGUGGGCUACUAAUUAUUUCUAGCAAGGAUUUCUGUUGGCGCCAGUUAUUUGCUUGGGGCUAGCCACCCCUUGUGCUGUUUGGCUUCUACGUCCAUGGUGACUAUGGGGGUAUUCCCCCAUGGCCAGCAAUAAUCUUGUGGCUACUAACUAAUUGCUUUGGGCUACUAAUUAUUCCCAUGACCCUUGACCCCCUCCAGAGCCAUCCCAAGUGGCCGAUCAAACUGAAGUCCGCCCCAGACCCUGGCUACUGCAUAUGUCCCCUGUGGCUACCAGCUCUUCCCAGAGGGCUAGUGAGUUUUCCCCUUUCCCGGUGUGUCCAAACCUCCCCUGUUUUCAGGGGUGUGAUGAAUUCUCCUUUUCUUUUUAUUUUCAACCCAAAUUUAGAACAUUUCAGGCAUGUUUGAGGAGGGACAGAAAGGGGAAAACUUGAGCCAAGGGGUAGGGGGAAAGGAAGAGAUUAUUAACCGAUUUCCUGGGGUUUUCCCCAAAUAUUAUGAAUGAAAAUAAGGACUUUAUAACAAUUUGCCAAUUUCUCCUUUUUUUCCCCCAUAAAAAGUAUCCCAGGGGGGCGGGGUAGAGAAAGAUCGAGAAUUUUAUAAUGGUCAAUUUCCCUGUCGUCAUCGUGUCCA
Messenger RNA from Alligator sinensis (Chinese alligator), 2665 nucleotides. It is a transcript of the gene USF2, whose product is annotated as upstream transcription factor 2, c-fos interacting. Gene Ontology annotation, molecular function: protein dimerization activity; RNA polymerase II cis-regulatory region sequence-specific DNA binding; DNA-binding transcription factor activity, RNA polymerase II-specific. Gene Ontology annotation, biological process: regulation of transcription by RNA polymerase II. The coding region runs from base 57 to 992 and encodes 311 amino acids. The transcript has 10 exons. The record is from RefSeq and is a predicted model, not a curated record. Lineage: Eukaryota; Metazoa; Chordata; Crocodylia; Alligatoridae.